Molecule: messenger RNA, 1578 nt
Organism: Meloidogyne enterolobii
Lineage: Eukaryota; Metazoa; Nematoda; Chromadorea; Rhabditida; Meloidogynidae
Source: the annotation of a GenBank genome assembly
AUGUGGCAACGUUUUCGUCAAUAUCUCCCUUUCAGUAUUUCAGUUGGUCAAAAAGCAGAGGAAAAAAAUAAAAAAAUUGAAAAUGAAGAGGAGGAGGAUGAUGAAAGAAGAGAAGAAACAAGUUUUGAUGCAACCCCAGGGUUAUUGAGUGAUGAGGAUGAAGAAAGCGGGGGUGCUAAUUUUUCUUCUACACGUUCAUCUUUUAGAAGAAAUGAACCUAAAACUCAUCAUAGAACAGCUUCUAAUGUUUCAGGUCAACAACCACCAAAAGGAAAAUUUUUCAAAAGGUCAGAAACAGCCCCCAGAUCUAGUACAAGUGGAGGUGGCGGUAGUUUUGGAAGUGUUGGUGUUUCUAAAGCUGCAAAAAAGCAACAACAGAAAAGACCGUUCUCCGCAACACCACGUUCAGAGGGAGGGGACGCACCUUCAGCAGCAGAAAAUUUAACUUCUAGACUUUCUAGAAGAUCGUCAAUUAUUUCCGAUUUGGUUGCUCUAAUGGUGCGCAGAUCGAGUAGCAUGGGACACAGAGGUUCUGGUCAACAAAAAGGAGGAGGUGGUGGUGGAGGGGGGAGUAGUAGUGGCGGUGGAGGAGAUCAACGAGAAGAGCUUUCUUCGCAGGACCAAAAGGAAAGAAGCGUUGAUUCAAGGGAAGAAGAAAGACGAUUAAGACGAAAUGAUUACAAUGGGGAGGAUGAAGAAGAGGAAGAUAUUGGAAAUAUGCCGAGAGAGAAAAUCCUUCAAAGAAUAAGGCAUCACAAGGAAAUUAUUGGAAAAGUAAGGCUACAACCAUGGCCUAUGAGAAGGAAAAGGAGAGCGUUAAAAGUAGCUAGGCAAUAUUUACAAAAACAGGAAGCUCAAGUUAGUAAAUGGCAUCUGUAUAAAGUUGAAGCAAGUAGACGAGGGAAUCAGGCUUGGCGCUGGGCAAAAAAUCUCAGUAUUUACUUAAUUCCUUGGGAAUCAAAAAUUAAACAAAUCGAAUCCAAUUUUGGUUCUGUCGUUUCUUCUUUUUUUAUUUUUCUUCGUUGGGUACUUGGAAUGAAUGUUGCAAAUUCUUUAUUGGUUAUGGCUUUUGUUGUUGUGCCCGAAUGGUUGGCAGAUUCAAAAAAUGAUAUUGGACGUUUUAACCGGACUAGGCAUAUAAAAGCAAUGCCUACUAAAGUUGCUGUACAUGCUGAUGAAUUAAAUACUGUCCUGGAUUUUGGGGGUUACCUCCAAUAUUCCUAUCUCUUCUACGGCUAUUACAGUCACGAAACAGUCCUUAAAGGUUUCAUCAUUGGUUAUCACGUUCCUGUAGCCUAUGUUUUUUUAAAUUUAUUUUUGCUUGUAUUUUGUAUUUUUAUUAUUUUGAAGAAAAUGACUUCAAAUACUCGAAAAAGUAAAUUAAGUAGUGGAAAGCAAGAACAAUAUGUUUUUACUUGGAAAGCAAUAAAUGGGUGGGAUUACAAUAUUGGAGAACCCGAAACUGCGGCUUCGUUAGCUAUGGCUAAUGCUAUUAAAUUGAAGGUAGGUUUGAAAAAAUUUAAUUUAAAAGUUGGAUCAAUCCAGAAGGUCAACUUCCUAAUGGUCAAUUAUUUCUAG